Daldinia decipiens is the source of this 4191-nucleotide messenger RNA. RefSeq lists its product as uncharacterized. Gene Ontology annotation, biological process: negative regulation of transcription by RNA polymerase II; chromatin organization. NCBI's taxonomy places the organism in Eukaryota, Fungi, Ascomycota, Sordariomycetes, Xylariales, Hypoxylaceae. The record is from RefSeq and is a predicted model, not a curated record. Gene Ontology annotation, molecular function: chromatin binding. The transcript has 2 exons. Gene Ontology annotation, cellular component: pericentric heterochromatin. Bases 89 to 4033 code for a protein of 1314 amino acids.
GUACCAGGUACCUCAUAUCAUAAUCACCAUCCGAUUUCUACCCUCUUCUCCUUGUUGGUGUCGAAUACGCCCUUUUUAAUGUUUUAAGAUGGCGUUUUCUCCAACUCGUCUAUCAGUUCCUGUCGGGCCCAGUGUUACUGAUGAUAUAGAUAAUAUUUCCCUGGCUUCCACUGAUUACGGAGUCAAUAGUGAAGAUCAGGAUAAAGAAUGGACUGUUGCAGACCUCUACGCCGAUCGGGCUCACCCGGAAAGACCGGGUGAGAGACAGUACCUAAUCAAGUGGGAGGGGUUUCCGAUGGAUCAGUGUACGUGGGAGCCAGUGGAAAACCUAGGACCGGGUCUUCUUGCGCAAUGGGAUGAGAUCCAGGAGGAGAUUGCAACCGGACAGCGCCAACCUUUUGACGUUGAAAUAUAUAACACUGCAUGUAGAGAAAAGGCGGAAAGACACGAGAGACGGAAUGCAAAACGGAAGAGAUUGGGGCUACCGCUCACCGCACCUCUGCCUCUUGAAGGUCCUACUGAGGAUUCUUCAACAAUGAUUGCCUCUGGAAAUGAAAUGGACCUCGAUAGCGGACUGAAAGAAACGAGUAACGUUGAUCCGGACCAUCCAACACCUAAGAUAAAACCCCAGAAAAUCAUCAAGCAGAAGAUGUUUAAUGGAAUCCCAACCCCUACAGAGGCGGGCUCGGUUCAAAACAAGAGUAAGAAUAAGCGGGCACCAACGCACCCAAUACCGUCUAAACCGGCUCAGCAGCCUCUAAAGCCAACACGAGCGUCUUCGGGCGAUGGGGGAAUAGGCACUACCAUGACCGGGUACCAAGGCACCGCAAGAAAGCCCAGCACAGACACGAAGAAAGCAUCAAAUCAAACGACGACAAAUUCAACGUCGAAGGCUCCUUCGUCGCUCCCGCCGAAGAUGUCGUCUAGCCUAGCAAACAAAUUUUCUGGGAAGCGGCAUACCGCGACUCGCACUCAACCUCAACCAGCCGCCUUACCUGCACGAAAAACUAACGUCUUCGUUGGAGGUAAAGAGCGGAAGAAGCGGGCGAGUCUUGGCGAUGUCAUGGAUGACCCGUCAAAGACACCAAAGGCCUUCAAUUCAAUGCGUGUCAUGAAUAUCGCAAAAAAAAGGGGUAUCGAAAGAAUGGAUGGAGCGCACCUUGAUAUCUCAUCUAUCCCGGCUAGUUUCAUCGUAACAAACGCGAGGUCUCCAGUUACGCCCAUAGCAAACGCUCCAAUUGUACAAAGUCCUACGGCAAUAUCGCCGAGCGGCAUGAACAUAACUACACCGACACUAAAGGCGAAGAAGUCUGUUCGCUUUACUGGAGCGCAGAAUGACGCAUCGGAGGAUACGCCCAUGGGCGGAGCCACAGAUGACGGAGUCGGUCUUGUUGUUGAUAGUCCAAUGGACAUCGAUCAUCCCCCAGAAACUCCGGACUCGCUUAAAGUUCAUCCAUCAAGGAAAUUAUCCUUGACCAAUUACCAGGAACGAGGGCAGACUCAGGUCGUUCUAAGGACAGCCGUAUUCGGAAAGGGUGGAUCUGAGCCGAUCCAAGUCCUAUUUUGCGGCAUCACUCGCCAACUUCAGCCCUGGCUGUCGGCUUUUAUGGCACAAGAGACAUUACAUUUUGAUUCCAUCUGUUCUUCGUAUGAUUUCGUCUCCCGCAAAAAUGAGUUGAUAAUGGGGGAAACUCUCUCUGACGGUACGGUAGAGGCCAAAUCCAAGGAGCUUUCGUCAACCUUGAGUAAUGUGGCGGAACACCUUCGACGAGGCUCAUAUGGUAGUCACCUAAUCACGGAACAAUUUUCAAUUCUUGUCUAUCCUUCAAAAUGCGAUGGCUGGAAUGGACUCGGCGUCGAUACAAGCAAGCUCAACCCAGAGUCUCAUUUGCGAUAUAUAAUCUAUAAAUCGCGUAACGAUACGAAACUCUACCCCCCAGCGUCCGUUCCUCGUGCUCCAAUCCGACUGAGCCACGUGGAACAAGGAUCGCACUGCCGAGUACUUAUCAAGGACUUACUUGGGUUGGAUUUCUCUUUGUUUUUGCCUCAGACCCCUAAAGAGAAGGAUAAUCAGGUGUUCAUGUUGCUUUUCCCCGAAGGAGAAAAACAAGUAUGCAAUAUGAUCAAGCUUUGGCUCCGUUCAUGUCAACCAGCCUGCCAAAUAUUCACCAACGAAAUCAAGGACAGCUGGGCACACUUCCACGAGACCGUGCAAACAGGCAAAGCAGGUACUAUUAUCUUACAUGAAGAUGUUAGUACAUCUAUCCGGAAAUUGCCCCGGAUAUUCCAAAUGAUUGACAAUAAAUGCUGUUAUACAUUUUGGGAUCUUGCUACGGGCCAGUAUAAUCCGCCGAGGUUCCCUUCGGACAUAUGCGCGUCUAUUGAACCCGGCACACUCCAACUCACACGAUUAUUUCCCCAGGGCCGAGCCUUUUUUAUCACGCCUAGUUUUGCACUGUCAGAUCCGGUCCGUCUUCACAAGUUUCUGGAAUGGUUUAAAAAUUACUGCUGUAACCCUCAUUAUCUGAUUAUGGCCUGCGCAAAUUUUCCGGACUACCUUAAAGUAGUCACGUUGGAGAAAGAAGCGGAACGAAAGAGGAUGUGUUUAGCACAUAAAAACAACCCUCAUCUUGAGGAGCUCUUAGCAGAAUCCGGUUUAGGGAAGCAAGAGCUCGAAGCAAGAUUCCGAGCGUGGGAGGCCCUGAAGGGGAUCAUAACCGAUUUUGGAGACGAAGAAACGAGUGAAGAGAUCCGAAAAGUGGAAUGGGUCACGGAUUUUAUCGAUCCAAACGACGAGCAGAGUUUGGUAAAUUAUUUUUGUUGGUGGUCUAGCUUGAAGUGUGAUCGAUAUCGCAAAUUUACCGUGCUUGGCUCGAAUAACAACAAAAACAGAGCCGCUUACAGGAACAUCGAGAUUCCUGUCUAUACAGAAGAAACGGUCAACAACCCCGACAUAGCUUCGGCGCGUGAGAAAUCAAGAUAUUUUGCUCAUGACGCCUCCGUAGCCCCUGGUAGCGCGAGCAGCGCGUCUGCUCCACAUGCAUUCCAUCCUCGUUCGUCCCUUAGCGGCAGCAGCGCUACUGAGCUCAGCCUAUGGAUCACCAAUCUUCCCAACCGCCUUAUGAGAAAAAGAAAUUGGGCUAAGCUACACUACAAGCCCGUUUCGUGGCUGCAUGUGCCGAUGGCUGACCACUUUGGUGAUUCGAGAUGCGAGUACGAUACCUUCAAGAACUGGUUGGGUAAUGCCCACAGGUUCGCAAAUAUUAACACUUGGUAUGGUCUAUUCUAUACCAUAGACGACGAGUGGAACUCCCGGUUGCCUCCCAGCUCAUAUAGGCGCCACCCUUGGAUUGCAGUGCUUAGGCCUAAGAAUCCCCAUUUCCACAUUGCUACAUAUGCCGAAGUAGAACUGUUUAUCUGGGAUAUAUCCGCCCAUGACCGAGAAUCCGGACGCGGGAAAGCUGUACUACUUAACAUGCAGCGGCAUCUAAUCGAUCUUGUUAGAAGGGAAAUAUCACUGAAGGAUUCAAACUACUACCUUGGUGAUGUCUAUAUGAGCAGUAAAACCGACUUGAAGUAUAACCCAGAGGAUAGGCAAUUAGAUAUCACAAAGCGAAUGAUAGAAAAAAUGAUGGCAGACGGCAAGCAAUGGUUACCUCACUUAGAAUCUCUUUUGCCAGAUAAGGGCUGGAUACGUAUUCCAAGAUAUGAGUGGGAAGAAGGAGUGAGACACCCAAAGCCACAAAAGCAGAAGCCAAUACCCAAACACGAGGGCAAUGAGAAUAAGCUCCCGAGGUCUAUAUGGCAUGCACCGCGUCCUGGAACCAAAUUAGAGAAGUCAACAUGCGUCAACGAUCUUUAUGAGGCUGCUUUUAGCGCUCGGGCGAAGGACCCAUCAUGUCAGAGGAUGAGAUACCAGUAUAGAUCGACUCUGGACUGGUAUCACGACAUGAAGGCGGAAGGUCGUGAUUCGAGUCACGUCCAAGUCGACAGUGCGGAUAGAAUUUUGACCAAGCUAUUUCAGAAGAAAUAGAGUUCUGAUGGGAAACUUGGUUCUCACUUCACGUCUAAAAAGCCUAAGGAAGAUUCUAAUGGGGAACGUAAAAAGAAUUGAUUUGGAAAGCGUUGGAUUGAUGCGAGGUAUAGGAGGGUUGGGGCAGAAGAUACCUACCUAUCUAUACACCCUGUGCG